This is a messenger RNA of Clupea harengus (Atlantic herring), 726 nucleotides long. RefSeq names its product membrane-spanning 4-domains subfamily A member 4D-like. The record is from RefSeq and is a predicted model, not a curated record. NCBI's taxonomy places the organism in Eukaryota, Metazoa, Chordata, Actinopteri, Clupeiformes, Clupeidae. Gene Ontology annotation, cellular component: membrane. The transcript has 6 exons. The coding region runs from base 1 to 726 and encodes 241 amino acids.
AUGGCCAAUUCUGUUCCUUCUGCCAAUGGCUUUGUGGUGGUCACUCAUGUGUACCCACAACAAGAUGCCCAAAGUGCCACUUCCCCCCCAAGCAGAGCUGUUUCACCAGCGUCCUCUCCACUUGGGAAAUUCCUAAAAGGAGAACCAGCAGCCCUUGGAACAGUUCAAAUAAUGACUGGCGUGGUGGUAAUGUUGCUUGGCAUCGUGACAGUAUUACGCACAGCCUCUUCUGAUUCCGGUAUCAUGUUCUGGGGAGCCAUCAUUUACAUCACUGCAGGUUCUCUCAAUGUGGCAGCCAAUAAGAAGCUCAGUCAGUGUUUGGUGAAAGCAUCACUGGGGAUGAACAUCAUUAGCACAAUAACUGCAGGGAUCGCCAUAAUUCUACAUAGCUUUAAUGUUUUCAUCCUCGAUAGGUUUGAUGAGAGUAGUGCACAGGGGAUUGCUGGAGUGAUGAUAGUGUUGUCACUGCUGGAGUUCAUUGUCUCCAUAUGUGUAUCUGCGUUUGUCUGCAAAGCCACCUGCUGUUCUAACACUGAAGUGAGUAUAUCUGUGAUAAGUCUUUACAGUCCACAGGUGGUAUUCGUUUCAAGCCAGGUGCCCCCCUCUCUUCCCACCUUCCACCUGUCUGCACCUCAACUGAACCCUUCUGAGAUGCCUCUCUUACCAACCAGUGUGGAAAGAAUGGGUGGAAAAGAUGUAGCCAACAGUGGCAACAAGAAAAUAUAA